Paramuricea clavata is the source of this 420-nucleotide messenger RNA. The record is from the annotation of a GenBank genome assembly. Lineage: Eukaryota; Metazoa; Cnidaria; Anthozoa; Malacalcyonacea; Plexauridae.
GAACUUUGCGACCAUGCAACACUGAAGCAAUUAUUUCAUAAUUUCAUCAUUGCGCAAUCGGAAGCUGCAGCGCAAGAGUGUCCACAAAAUGCGAGAUGGAUUGGAUGGCAGAUGAGAUACAUCAAACCAAAACCGACAUAUCGAGAAUGGUUAAUAAAUUUACUGAGGUUGGUGACUCCACGUGACGACUUAAAUCCUACUGGUCUUGAAAUUAUCAACGAUAUCUAUUAUCAGGGGAGUGUGAAAAGCUGUACGAGAAGCGUGAGUGGAGAGGACAGCCGAAGAAGCCACGUUCAAGGUUUUGAUCAAGAAAUGUUGAAAGGUAACGAGUGGGUGGCAUUUUUCCAUAACAUCGAGAACAGGACAGACUUGAUGAAAAUGGCUGUGAAUUUCUUCAAGAGCGAAGAUGGAAAGAAGUAG